Messenger RNA from Gastrolobium bilobum, 698 nucleotides. RefSeq lists its product as uncharacterized. The record is from RefSeq and is a predicted model, not a curated record. The coding region runs from base 89 to 436 and encodes 115 amino acids. Gene Ontology annotation, molecular function: phenylpyruvate tautomerase activity. The transcript is spliced from 3 exons. Lineage: Eukaryota; Viridiplantae; Streptophyta; Magnoliopsida; Fabales; Fabaceae.
UAAUAUGAUAGGCACAGCAUAGUUGGUGGUGUGUGAAAGAGAGAGAGAGAGCUUAUCCUGAAGUGUGUGUAGCAGCAAGAAGAAGGCAAUGCCAACCUUGAACCUCUUCACAAACGUGCCCGUCGACCCUGUCGUUGCUUCUGACAUUCUCCGAGAUGCAACCAAAGCUGUUGCAAAGAUCAUCGGAAAACCCGAAUCCUAUGUGAUGAUUUUGUUGAAUGGGGGGGUGCCUAUUGCAUUUGGUGGCACUGAAGAGCCAGCUGCUUAUGGAGAACUGAUCUCAAUUGGGGGCAUUGGUCCAAGUGUUAAUGGGAAACUCAGUUCUACAAUUGCAGAAAUUCUUCAAACUAAGCUAUACAUUGAUAGCUCGCGUUUCUAUAUCAAGUUUUAUGAUGUUCAGCGCUCAUUCUUUGGGUUCAAUGGCUCAACCUUUUGACCAGACUUUCUUUCUAGUCAUAGACUUAUGGAGUUUCACAGGGAAAAAAUAUGACUAAAUUCAUCGUUCUGUGGAUUAUUACAAAUUUGUAUGCAUGAUUGUAGUGAACAACACAAGUGAUAUAAUCAAAAUGGGAAAAUGCGUCGUCCUGUGGAUUGUUGUUGGAUCUGAAUCUUAACUUUAUAAACCAUAUAGGGAUGAUUAGGAUUUUAAACGGAAAUGGAGGUGACUUGACUACUUGAGCACAUCGUAAUGAAGCGUA